Closterium sp. Naga37s-1 is the source of this 1242-nucleotide messenger RNA. Lineage: Eukaryota; Viridiplantae; Streptophyta; Zygnematophyceae; Desmidiales; Closteriaceae. The record is from the annotation of a GenBank genome assembly.
AUGGAGCUGAGGCUGGUGAACGGCAUGGUGCUGAAGGUGCAACUGGAAGAGAUGGCGGGCGGCGUGGGAGAGCGCGUGGCAGCGUUGGAGGCGAAGUUGAAGGAGCAGGGCGACGCCAUGGCUACUUUGAAGCGUGACAUGGCCGAAAUGCGAAGCGCCAUGGCCCAUCUCAAGGGGACGGCAGCGACGGGUGUUUUGGCGGAGAAGAGUGAGGGGGCGGAGGCGGGAAAAGGCCUUUUCCAAAAUGUUGCUUGGGUCGGGAGUGCGUCGGGGGAGGCAGCGGAGGGCGUUGGCGCGCAGCCGCUGAAGGGAGCACGGGGAAAUAGUUUUGCUGCGCUUGAAUUGGAGGGCGUGAAGGCGCAGUUGGAAGCGGCGACGGGCGAGGCGAGUGAGAUGCGCGGGGAGAUGGGCGCGCUGAAGGCGGAACUUGCGCGGAUGAGGGCUGCGGCGGAGCGCCAGGCGGCGGAGGUCGCGUACGUGAAGGCGACGGCGGCGCCUUCGGAGGCGCGCAUCAACGACGUCGAGCUGGCGCUCGCGGCGCUGAAGGACGGCCGCGCGGAGAAGAACCGCGACGAGCGCAAGGAGGGCACCGCGGGGGAGCACGCGGGGGCGGAGAGGCGCGAGGAAAAGAGGCGGAAGAGGGACGAGGCGGGGAAGGAGGAGGAGAUGGUGGAUGCUCCUUUGGGUGUGUGCCCUCUUAUUGCCGUUGGCGGUGCGCCCGAAGGGAAGGGAGAUGCAGCGGAAAGGGAGGGUGACGAGCAGGAUUCCUCCUCGGAGGAGGAGAAUGAUGAGGAUUGCGAGGAUGAGGUGCAGGGACUGAGGACGCGAGUGGAAGCGCUGGAGACAACAUGUGCUGGAGGAAACAAGAUAUGGGAGGCUCUGAUGGAAAUGUGGAGCAAAUUUUUCCCAGGCGAGACGAGCAUGGACCUCGGCGGUGUCUACCUCUCCGACGCUGCUCUCACACAAGUGGCCUCCUUGCGCUCUCUCACGUGGCUCAGCCUGCAUGACUCCUCCGGCUUCACUGCAGCGGGGGUGACAUGCCUCUUCUCUCUCACUGGCCUCACAUCAUACAGCCAGCAGCAGAGCUCAGGGCAGCCACGGAAAAAAUCCACAGCUGCCUGUCUCAGCCCACAGCUGCCCGAAGCAGCUGUCAAGGGAGGGAAUGCAGGGGGUUCUGCCCUUUCGGGCGGGUACUUACUACCAGGUCGGUCGGGGACUUUCGCACGGCACUCCUCACGAUGA